This is a messenger RNA of Vitis riparia (riverbank grape), 790 nucleotides long. Its product is annotated as protein GLUTAMINE DUMPER 2-like. Lineage: Eukaryota; Viridiplantae; Streptophyta; Magnoliopsida; Vitales; Vitaceae. The transcript has a single exon. Bases 96 to 611 code for a protein of 171 amino acids. Gene Ontology annotation, biological process: regulation of amino acid export. The record is from RefSeq and is a predicted model, not a curated record.
UUCCUCAAGCCCAACUUCCUUCGCAUUUCCUUAUUCAAUACAAUCUUAAAAACACCCCCUCAUCUCUCUGGUCAGAGAGAGAAAAAAACAUAAGGAUGAGAACUGGUGCACCUUUCAACGCAACAGCAGCGUCGCCGGCCACGGUGCAGCGCUCGCCGUGGCAUUCUCCCGUGCCGUACCUCUUCGGAGGCUUGGCGGCUAUGCUGGGUCUGAUUGCUUUUGCGCUCUUGAUCCUUGCUUGCUCUUACUGGAGGUUUUCUAAUGGGCAUUUGGACAACGGCGAAAGUGGUGGGGAAAGGGACUUGGAGAGCGGGGACGAUGGCAAGGGCGGAGACUCCCGGAAGGUGGGGCCGGUGGUGUAUGAGGAGAAGAUUGUGGUGAUAAUGGCCGGAGAUGAGAAGCCGAGGUUCUUAGCCACACCCAUGUCGAGUAGAGCUUCUUCUUUUGGAGAUAACAAUGGGAAGAGCGAUGGUGAGGAGAAGAAGGAGCAAGACAAAGCAGAGAAGAGCGGUGAGAAGUUGAAAGAAGACAUGAAUCACUAUGAACAAACAACAACAAGCCAUAACGGGGAAACUCAACACACCCAUGAAGCCCAAGAGCAAAACCAGUGAGCUCUUAGUUCCUGUUCUCGUUGUCCUCUUUGCAGGAAGAUUUUUCCAGUCUUCUUCUUUUGUUGGUGUCUUCUUUUCUUUUCCCUUUUGAUUUUUUUUUCCUCUUUUUGGUCCGGGAAAUGUAAAUUCUACAUGAGAUCAAAUAGAAGAGACAACAGAGCUUCUCUUUUUUCCAAUCA